Molecule: messenger RNA, 4435 nt
Organism: Prorocentrum cordatum
Lineage: Eukaryota; Dinophyceae; Prorocentrales; Prorocentraceae
Source: the annotation of a GenBank genome assembly
AUGGUGCGGUGGGCCUCGGGGCUGAGCUCGCGGGGCUCGGAGGCCGCGGCGGCCCUGCUCGAGGCGGCGGAGGCCGACCGCGCCAGGGCGCAGGCGGAGUACGAGGUGGCGCUGCGCUUCCAGGCAGGCGGCGAGCACGAGCGUGCGGCCGAGCUGCUCCCGCGCCUCCUGGAGUCGCUGCCGCGGAAGCCGGCGAGGGCUGCCCGGGGCAGGCGGGACGAGGCGUGGCUGCAGCGGCUCCGGUACCUGUGCCUGCGCAACCUGGCGGUCUCCCGCGCGGCGCUGGGGCAGCACGCCGAGGCCUUCGAGGCGGCUCGCGAGGCCCAACGGCUGGCCAGCGCGGCGAGGCCUUCGGGGCCGCGGGGGCCCCGCGGCGGCACCGUCGGGGAGGCCGGGGCCGACGAGGAUGGCUCGUUGUGGCGCCUGCUGGCCGAGAGCGCCGCGAGCUGUGGGAGGUGGGGCGACGCCAGGCUCGCGUUCGAGCGCUGCGCGUGCCUCUGGCCAGGCGAUGCGCCGGUGCUCCGAGGGCUGGCGAGGGCCCUGCUGAUGCUGGGGGACCUGCGAGCCUGCAGGGUGGCCCUGGAGGCGCUCCGCGAGGCCGACGGCGCGGGGCUGCAGCCGCGCGAGGCGUGGCUGCUCCAGCACCUGCGCUUGCCGCGCGGCAAGCGGGAGCGGGCCGGGGCCAGCGGCGGAGCCUCGGAGGACGCCGCGCAGCACGACUUCGAGCAGCUUGCCGCGGAGCGCUCGAAGCGCCUGCGCCUCGACGUCGCUCCAGAGGCUCCAGAGGCGGUUCGCCUGGCCGUGGAGGAGCCGUCGCUGUGGUGCCUGCUGAAGGCCGCCAGGAGUGCCGCGGAGGGCAACCUGCCGCCCUCCAUGCCGGUCGUCUUCGAGCUGGGGGCCGGGGCCCCUGCGCUGCAGGCCAGGGACGGCGACGGGCCGCACCCGCACAGGGAGGUGGAGCUCGCGUGCGGCGCGCUGUGGGAGGCCUUCAGGCCGCUCCUCGCGCACCCGUGGCCAGAGGGCCAGGACGCGCCACAAUUCGUGCUGGCCGCCCUCCGCAGCGACACGGAGGCGGCCAGCGAGUCCGAAGCGGCGCUGGUGUCGCGCCUCUUGGGCGCCGAGGCAGGCAAAGGCGCCGGCGCCCGGGCACCGAGCCCCAGGAAGCCGUGGCGCGAGUGGCUUCGGUCGGUGGUCUGCUUCGCCCUCGACCACUUCGCCCUCGUGCGGGGGCGCAGGGGGGCCCUGCGGCUAGCGCGGGCCCUGGUUGACCUGGCCGUGUGGCUCGUGGUGCUCAGCGCCCCGGGGCAGCGGUCCGAGGCGCUGUGCCGCGGCGCCCCCGCGCACGGGUGGCUGACUCCCAAGCUGCACGCUUGGCUGUCGGCCCCGCCGCGCCCCGGCGAGGCGGAGGGCGGCGCGCGUCUGGCCACGAGGCGGCUCGUGGGCGCGCGUGGCCUGGACCUCGCGGAGGCCUGCGCGCUUCUCGGCGCGAGGGACCCGCCUUUCGUGGCCGCCGCUGCGGAGUUCCUGCGCGCCUGGCGCGCGGCGGCGGACGGGCUGCCGCAGCAAAUCCUGGCCUGGCUCCGCUACGGCGACCCGCCCGCAGGAGCGGCCGCGGCCGCCGCGUCCGCCGGGCUCGAGGCCUCCGCGGUGGUGGUGCGGUACCUCUGGCUGGCGGCCUCGUUGGAGGCCGGCGGCGCCGCCCGCGCGCUGCUGCAGCAGUGCCAGCAGGCCGCAGAGGCGCGCGAGCGAGCUGGCUACGAGGCGGAGGUGCAGUGCUUCGCGGGCGCCCCGGUCUCCGCCUCGCGCUGCCUCGAGCGGCUGGACGCCUUGGCUUCGGAGAGGGGGGAGGCCGGGGAGGCCCCGGCGCGCGCGGCGCUGGACCUGCAGGACGCGAUCUGCCAGGCGGAGUGCGCACUGUGGCCGCCGGACGGGGCGGAGCCUCCUGAAGCAGGGGACUCCGACGCGCUCCGCGAGCUCGCCGCCCUCGCCGGCAGCUUCGUGGAAAGCCUGCGUCCGGCCAGCGGGGCCCCCGCAGAGGCGCCGCCCGCCGCCCCGGGCGCCAGCGGGACGGCCCUGCGGCUGCUGUGCGCGCUGGCCGCGUUGCUCGGGCGCGCUGCGGCGGCGCCGGCCGUGCCGGCGAUCUCGCCGCCCUACGAGAAGCCGCCAGCGCCCGCGGGCGCGCCCUCCGGCGCAGCCCCGGGCGCCGGGCCAGCGCUCUUCCUUGCGCCGCCUGUGGAGAGGCUCGGCCUCGCGGCGCUGCUGCUGGCCGCCCGCCUGGGCCGGGCCGAGGGCCCGGAGCGGCUCUGCGCCGCCCACGGGGCCCUUGCGCUGGGCGCGAGGGCGGUGGGCGCGCUGCUGCUCGCUGCGGGCACGACCCCCGCGCUCCGCGGGGGCCUGCUGCUCGUGGAAGCGGUGCCGCCCGGGCCGCCCCAGGGUGCCGCGGCUGCCUCCGCCGCGGCGUCCGCGGCGGCGCUGUGGCCCCGCGUCGGGGGCUUCCUGGAGGCGGCCCACGACCUGGGCCUGCUGCUGCCCGAGCUCGCUGGCACAGGCGGCUGCGGAGCUCGGGCGCAGUUGGCGAGCUCGUGGGCGCGGGAGCUCUUUCAGGCUCCGCCCGGCGAGCCCGAGCGUGAGUCGCCGCUGUCGCUCGCAAGCACGCUGAUCGCGUGUGGCCUCAGGGCCAACUCCCCCACGGUCGCCGCGUGGCGCGCGGGCGCCCAGCGGUGGGCGAGCGCCGCGGCGGCGCACGCCCUGGUUGCUGCGGCAGCCCCGGCGGCCAAGGUGGUGCUGGACAUCGACCGCGACGACGACGACGUCGGCGGCGAGUGCGAGGACGCCCACGCACCCGCGCCACAACCCGCAGACGGCGUGGCGAGGCCGCGGGUUGGGAGUCCGCACGCCGCCGCCUGCCGCCAAGCCCUGCUCAACCUGCGGGAGCCGGACUGGUGCUGCCCGCUGCCGGGCUUCUGCGGCGCGGCGGGGCGCGGUAGCGCGGGCGAGCGCUCCGCCGCGGAGCUGGACGACGCGGUGUGCAGGCUGCUUGCCCGCGGCCUCGCCUGCCUCUGCCUGCUGCCCGGCGUCGACCCGGAGCCCCCGCGCCCGAUAGCGGCCCGCAGCGCCGAGCAGCUGCAGCGCCUGAGCUCUCCGUGGGCCUACAGCGGCCCAGAGGGCGUGGACGCGGCGGAGGCGCCCGCGCCGCACCUGCUCUCCCUUGCCCUGGCGGUGCACCAGAGCCUGCUGGCGGUGGGCGCGCAGGGCAGUACGCCCAGCGGGCCCCGGCCCGUGCGACCCGCGCUGUUGCAGGGGGUCUUGGCGCGCCUGGACUCGUGGCUGUUCCCUGGCGACUCGCUGCCGGGUCACCCGGUGUUGCUGCCGGAGGAGCUGGUGGAGAUGGCGCAGGACCUUCGCAGGACGAGGAACGGGCCAGCCUUUUGCGGUAGCACGCCAGCCGCGUCCCACGAGGCGGUGAAGCUCGCGCGGGACGCGCUGCAGGGCCUGGAAUGGCCCGCCCGGCAGCACACGGGAGCCGCCACGGCCACGCCCGAGGCGGCCGAGGGUCCAGACCAUUUCGUCGAGAGGGGGCGCGUGGCGGCGCUGCAGCUUGCUGCCUCUUGCGUUGACGUGGGCCCAGCCAUGGAGGUGCCGCCCAUGCCCCCCCUGGACGCAGCCUACGCGCUCGCCCUCGCGGACAUGUCGCCCAGGAAGGCGGACCUGGCCGACUGCAUGAAGCUCCUGAGCACCGCCGCGAAGGACGCCGCCUGCCGCCGUGCAGACAGGGAAACGUGGGCUCGGGCUGCGGUGGCCUUCCGGCGCCUGUUCUUCGCGCAGGACGAGAAGCAGGCUGGCGACGACGACCUCACCGAACGGCUGCGGUGCUGGGGCAGAGGCAGGCAGGGCCCCGUCGUAUGGGGCGGCAGGCUCCGGUGGCUCUACGGGCAGGCCCGAGUCCUCUCGCUGAUGCUGGAGGCGCACUGCGAGCAGGAGCUGACCGCGGAGCUCGGGCGGCUGGCCGAGCUGAGCGCCACUGGGAGCCCCACCGCCAGCCGAUGCGGGCCCAUCGAGGAGUCGCUCGGCCGCUGCCGCGACCUGGCCAACCAGUGGCUCGCCAGGCAGCUGGACCUGCUGUCCCUGUACCGUGCGCGCUGGCAGUCGCUGGCGCUCGAGCCCUUCCGCGAGCGGGGCCGGGCGCCCGGCGAGCCAGCGCGCGACUCCGAGGAGAAGCAGCUGUGGCUGCGCGGGCGGAGCGAGGACGCCGCCCAGAAGGUGACGUGGCUCCUGGCGUCCUGCACCGACCUGGCCGAGAGGAUGCCGCGCACGCGCGCGCUUCUGGCGCGGAGGGGUGGUUCUUGGGCACUGCCCGCCUUCGCUGCGCCGUGGGCCGCCGCCUCGGCCGCGGGCUGCUCCCCGCUGCUGGUCUACGGCAGCGCCGAUGACGACG